Molecule: messenger RNA, 1251 nt
Organism: Acaromyces ingoldii
Lineage: Eukaryota; Fungi; Basidiomycota; Exobasidiomycetes; Exobasidiales; Cryptobasidiaceae
Product: putative KIN28-cyclin-dependent ser/thr protein kinase
Exons: 3
Coding region: 4-1155 (383 amino acids)
Biological process (GO): protein phosphorylation; positive regulation of transcription by RNA polymerase II
Cellular component (GO): cytoplasm; transcription factor TFIIH holo complex; transcription factor TFIIK complex
Molecular function (GO): ATP binding; cyclin-dependent protein serine/threonine kinase activity; RNA polymerase II CTD heptapeptide repeat kinase activity
Source: RefSeq, a predicted model, not a curated record
ACGAUGCAGACGGCGGCCGAGAAGAAUGCUGCAAUCCGCACGUCGUAUGCCAAGCUGGCAAAGGUCGGCGAAGGCACCUAUGCUUCCGUCUUCCUGGCACGGCACACGGCCACGUCUCGCAAAGUAGCCAUCAAGAAGAUCAAGGUGGUGGACUCAAAGGACGGGAUGGACAUGUCAGCGAUUCGAGAGGUAAAGGUGCUGCGAGAGCUCCGGCAUCCGAACGUCAUCGAGCUCGUCGACGUCUUUUCAAGCGGCUCUACUGCUACGCCGAGUCUCAACCUCGUCCUGGAAUUCCUCGACACGGAUCUGGAAAGGCUCAUUGGCGACACCAAUCUCGUCUUUAAGCCGGGCGACAUCAAGAGCUGGAUGCUGAUGCUCUGCCGCGGCUUGGAGUUCUGUCACCGGCACUAUAUCCUUCAUCGGGAUCUGAAACCAAACAACCUGCUCAUCUCACCCCAAGGCGAGCUCAAAAUUGCCGACUUUGGCAUGGCGAGAGAAUGGGCCGAUGCCGGACUUAGAAUGACGCCCGUCGUCAUCACCCUCUGGUAUCGGCCUCCCGAGCUGCUCAUGGGAUCAAGACACUACUCUACGACGGUCGACAUGUGGUCUGUCGGCUGCAUCUUUGCCGAGCUACUUGUGCGAAGGCCAUUCAUCACCGGUGAGGCCGAGCUGCAACAGCUGUCAAGGAUAUGGCAGGUGCUUGGGUCGCCUACGGAAAAAGACUGGCCGGGAAUGAAGACGCUACCGCUCUACAUGCCCUCAACGGAGCAGUUUCCCAAGCCCACCCUCCGCUUCAUCUUCCCCGCCGCUUCGCAGGAUACCAUCGACAUGAUCUCGAAGCUACUCCUCUACGACCCAAGCAAGCGCAUGAGCGCCAAUGAGGCGCUUCACCACCCUUACUUUCGCAGUCAGCCGGCACCCACACACCACACUCUGCUCCCCCGACACCCCACCAAGGACAAGACGGACAACGAGACAGACCAUCCUCUGCUCUCGCACAGCGACGUCAAGGACAAAAACCGCACCGCGGGCGACAUUGCCUCCAACAGAGACGCGCCCGCCGCGACAACAAAGAAGAGGACCGCCCUGGGCGGAGCAAGCCCCAACACCGUUGCACGACUGCGCAAGGUUGCCAGGAGGCUCGCGUACGACUAGAUGAAUGCUCCCAUACACACACCAUCUCUCCCACUGUACACCGUGCACUGUACCAAUACGCAAUUUUCAUCAUUUUAUUUACCUGUACAGUACUGC